GCGUGCGGCGCCCUUCAAAGACGGCCAGCAUCCGCGACUUCCAACUUUUCGAGCUUCUCCUCAAGCCCUCAUCCGAUACUGCUCAUCUCGAACGCAGCCUCAGACCGGCGGAUACAGUACAAGAUACAGUACCCGCAGCAACCCAACGAACCACAGUGUCCAGAAGGCGUCCCAUGCUCCCAAGCCACUCGCCCGGCAAAAGCAACGACUCAACGUCCAGAUCCAGAGCCACAGCCAGAACGAGCCAGGCCUUGAGGAGGAUCACCGUCGAAUCAGUAUGACAUGACUGGAUAGUCGCCAUGACUCGCCCCAAAGUCGACCCUGACAAAAGGCAGCGAACUGCCCAAGCAUGCGAGUCUUGCAAGCGGAGGAAACAGAAAUGCAAUGGAGUAAAACCUUGUCAGACUUGUGCAAAACGAGGCCUGAGUUGUGUGUAUGGAGCCUCCGAAGAUGAUGCCGAUGGGAUACUUCCUUCACCGAAGCGUCGGAUGGUUGACCCUCCCUCGAACGGACAUACAUCCGGCCCUGCUCAUCAGAUAUCCCCGGAAACUGGCCACACCCAGUCAAGCCCCCAAGCCCCCCAAUGGACUUCAGUGACUGAUAGCCAUAGACUGAUAGUCAAUGAGCUUCAGGAUGACGAUGUGAAGUUGGCUGCUCCGCCGAAGGGCCUCUUCCUGGAAGGCCAAAGAGAUGCGCCCAAGGCAGGACUCAACAUUCCCGGCGCUGAUUCGGCUCUGGUCUCUGCGGGAUCUGUGAGUGAGAAGGAUGAGGAGGCUGAGGUGUAUAAUUAUACUAGAAUGCUCCAAGACCCCAGUGGGCGAUUGUUAUACAUUGGCGAUUCCGCUACCCUGUCGUUCCUUCAAUUGAUACGAAUGAUUGUCGACAAUGUUGCAGGCCCGUCACCUUUCACUUUAGACCCCAGACGACACAGAAUUGUCGAAAACAUCAUCACUUUACCAGAAAACAUUCGACAUACUCACCUGCUUCCUGAUAGGCAAACGGCCAAUAUUCUUGUCGAAUCGUAUUUUACAAAUAUCAAUGGACUAGUGGAGGUUUUCCAUCGAAAAUCAUUCAUGACCACCCUCGACACGUGCUAUUCAGAUCCACUGAGCGUGGACCCGAAUUGGCUUUGCUUGUUGUUUCUUGUCCUCGCGAUCGGUCUCGUCAUGGCUGCUCCAUCACCUGGGACUCGUGAGGAUGCAAUCAUACAAAAGCUGAAAGGGGAGCGAGCAGAUCGGGCCGAGGUCUUCUACUUAGACGCUAAGCACCUUAAAGAUCCGUCAGCAGGGUUUGAAGAUGCGGGAUUCUGGAGCAUACAGGCACUGACUCUCAUGGCCGUGUAUAACCUAGCGGUCUCCAAAAGGAACGCAGCCUAUGCGUUCUACGGCAUGGCCGUACGUUCUGCUUUCGCUUUAGGCCUCCAUAGAGAAGAGACAAUGUGUAUCUUCAGCAGUGCUGAACAGUCCAUUAGAAGGAACCUUUGGCGUUCUUUAUUUGUUCUCGACCGGUUUCUGGCCGCUUCACUUGGUCGACCAACAGCCAUUCGAGAAAGCGAUUGCUCAGGCACCACUUUAUCUACUAGAGAGAAAGCUCCUUUCCCUCAGGCGCCAUUUCCAACAGCUGCAAACGCAAACUUCACUGGGCCUCAUGCUCUCGGGCUUGAGGCGUCGGUGCGUAGUUGUCACGUGAUUGGUGUCAUUCUUGAAAAGGUCUACUCCAAGAGGAAGAUUUCCACAAAGAUCGCACAGGAAAUUGCAGAUGCUUGCAAAGCCUGGAAUAAAACCCUAGAUCCGUCAUUACACUACCAGCAGGCAAAAUCUGCCAGCCCAGCUCAAGGAAUUGCGAUUCUGCAUGUCAACCUUCUGUACUGCCAUUCAAUUGUUCUACUUACUAGACCGUUCUUCUUGUUCGUUAUGUAUAAGAUUCAUCAAGAUCCAACCAAGGCCGGUCAGCGUUCGGAAAGAUCUAGCUCCAGAAUGGACAAGUUUGCGGAGGCCUGUGUGAUUUCCAGCAGUCACAGCAUUGCCUUGGUUCAGACGGCUUUGGAGGGUCGAUACUUGCCACAUCGAACUCCCUUCGUCCUUUACUUCCUUUUUGCAGCUGCUCUCAUAGUUCUUGCAAAUGAGUUUUCGGGCAUCUAUAAUAAUCCAUCAGCAAAUUCGAAUAUCACAAAUGCGAUCAACAUCAUGCAUUAUUUUGCUCAGCAAGAUCCGCAAGGAAGCCGGCUACUCUUCAUUCUCACCUCCUUCCGAGACGUUGUCCAGAGAGAGCAAGCCACACGUGAUCAGCAGACUCUCAGCGAACAGCAAGCUCAAGCUCAGGCCCAGACAUUCGCACAACAGCAACUGAUCCCCGUGAAUGACGCUAAUGACCCUAUGGAUAAACUCUUCCAGGGGAAAGGCACACAUGCGUCAGAACAUCCAUCCGCUGCGACCGACCCAAUUUCAGGUCGGAACAACUCGACCGCAAGCCUGAGCCCGGCCAAUGUCACAUCUCAACUACCUAUGCAGCGCAACUCAUCUAGCUCGAACGAAACUCUCUCCCCAGGCGACCCGGACAUGAUGGCAUUUCGCCACAACUCUCUCGACGCGUUCUUCGACCUCGCCCGUACCUCCAGCCAUCCGCACAGCACAGAUAGCGUUCAUGAUAGCGACUCUCUGGGCGACGCAGAGAUCGAUUUCGAGUCCCUGUGGCAGUGGCCCAGCUCCAACGGGUUGACGGGCUUGACGCCGGGCCUGGGGCCGGGCCUGGGAUUGACGUCCACACUUGGGCCGGGUCAGAGUUCGGUGCUGGCGGCCGUGCCGAAUGGAAUUGAUAUUCAGGGGAUUAGUGAUAGUAGCGUGCCGCUGUUUGCGAUGAGGAAUGGUGAGUUUGGAGGGAAUUGAUAUGGGAGAGGAAGUUUGGUAGUAUUAGGGGUAGGGCAUCGGACAAAAGUGCGUUUUUGCUAGGGUUUGACAAAAGGAU
Messenger RNA from Hyaloscypha bicolor E, 2964 nucleotides. RefSeq lists its product as uncharacterized. Gene Ontology annotation, molecular function: DNA-binding transcription factor activity, RNA polymerase II-specific; zinc ion binding; RNA polymerase II cis-regulatory region sequence-specific DNA binding. The record is from RefSeq and is a predicted model, not a curated record. NCBI's taxonomy places the organism in Eukaryota, Fungi, Ascomycota, Leotiomycetes, Helotiales, Hyaloscyphaceae. The coding region runs from base 300 to 2885 and encodes 861 amino acids. Gene Ontology annotation, biological process: DNA-templated transcription; positive regulation of transcription from RNA polymerase II promoter by galactose. Gene Ontology annotation, cellular component: nucleus. The transcript is spliced from 6 exons.